Molecule: messenger RNA, 2427 nt
Organism: Penicillium daleae
Lineage: Eukaryota; Fungi; Ascomycota; Eurotiomycetes; Eurotiales; Aspergillaceae
Product: putative C6 finger domain protein
Exons: 4
Coding region: 1-2427 (808 amino acids)
Cellular component (GO): nucleus
Molecular function (GO): DNA-binding transcription factor activity, RNA polymerase II-specific; zinc ion binding
Source: RefSeq, a predicted model, not a curated record
AUGAACUCCCGCGAGCAGUCUGACAUGCCUCCGGCCCCCUCCUACCCUUCUCCUAACGGGGCGCAGAUGGCCCAGGGUGCCAUGCCGUACUACAGCAAUCGCCAGAUGACCACCGACGAGCUCCUCUCUGCAGAGCUAUCGCGCGAGGCCUCUGGUCCUGGCCUGGGCGAUGGAUCGAAUAAUGGUGUCCACCAUGGUCAAGGAAUGGUGUUGGGCUCGUCGAAUGCUGGCGACAUGGGUCGGCCUUCCAACGAGGACCAGCACCAGCAUCAGCACAUGCUCCAGUUUCCUCCAAGCCAGCAAGUGGGCGUGGAUCCGAAUCAUGAUCUGAGCUAUGGUGAACAGAGCGCGCGUAAGCGAUCGAAAAUUUCAAGAGCCUGCGAUGAGUGCCGGCGCAAGAAGGUGCGAUGUGACGCCAGCUCGGAGACUGGCCUCGAAACGUGUUCCAAUUGUCGCCGACUGGGUGUGGUGUGCCAAUUCAGUCGCGUGCCCAUGAAGCGCGGGCCCAGCAAAGGGUACAUCAAAGAGCUCGCCGAACGCCUCCAUACCCUCGAAAGCCAGAUGCAACCUGGUAUCGUUCAACCUGAUGUUCCAUACCAAUCAAUGAACGAGGUGUCCCUCUCACGAGGGUACCAGGACUUCACAUCACCCGUGGACCCCGGCUCUGCCAGUCGCAAGCGAACAUACUCGGUCUUCGAGGGACUGCCGAGCUCUUCCUUUGCUCAGCCAUCAUUCAAUGGCCGCGGGUCGCAAAAUGCCUUCGACGCUCCAGAAACAACCGCCGACCCGUACAAUCCCACCGUCGUGGGCGGCGCCGCGCCUAAGCCUGGCAAUCUGUUCUGGAACCCCACUGGAAAUGAGCAAGAUAUCCCAAGUGGUCUGGAGAUGACAGAGCUACCCAAGCACGAAGGUGAUGAUGAUAUGGCACCUGUCCAUCUCGACGAGGGCGCCUUGGAUGCGUACUAUCAGAAGGUGCACCCUCUUUUGCCUAUCCUUCCACACACCAGGGAGCGUACCUUGGAGCUGCUUCACCAGUGCAACCGAGAAACCCAGGAAAUCUUCUGCUAUGCAUUAUACACUGUCACUCGCACUGACCUGUCGCGUGUUGCCGGCAACUUCGAGAAGGUCACCUCAUUUGACAACGCCCAGGACCUUCUUCUGUACCACACCCGCCAGCCUCUGAUCGUUCACUCGACAGCGGCAAACUUGAUUUGGCUGCAGACUUUGAUCCUGAUGAUCAUCGACUGUGAUACGCGGGGCCCGGAUAACUUUGUCCUGAAGGAUGGCAUCCCGAAGCAUACUCUGGUCCAGGCGGCGAGCAAGCUUGGGUAUGAUUUGGCCAAGAACCAGGGCCAGCUAAAGACCAAGCGAGUCGCCGAUGCGGAUGUCGACUCAGAUGCCAACUUGACGCGCCGCAGCUGGGUUGCCUUCAUCAUCCUGACUCGCUGGUACGCCAUUAGCGUAGCAGACGCGACUGUCAUCGGAGGACAGGAGAUUGGUGGCCGUGAGGAUGAGCGGGUUGUCGGCCAGAUUACCACCGGAAUCGCCUCCUACUCAACUUUCCUAACCGAAAUGGUCACCCUUGCCACCGUGGAUCACAACGUUUGUCAGACAAACACCGGACUCGGUCGCAUGGUCGGCGCCAACAUGGUCGCCUCGCUCGAGCGCCUCGCGGAGAUGGAAGAUAUCUUCAAAGUGCAGGAGAUGCCUGAGAGCACCACCCGCCCGCUUUUCGAAAGCCUUCAAAACCAGCUCUACUGGACCGUCCGCCUCCUCAUCAAGCGCCAUGUUUUCAUCUAUAGCCCCCAUGAAAUAAUCUACUGCGCUCAAGAGGUGGUCAACGAGCUUCACAAAGCAACCCUGCAAAACCGCCUCUGCACACCAUUCGAUUUGCACAGCCUCGCUCUCGCCUCUAUGACGCUGCUCGAGGCGUCCGUUCUGCCCGAACACAGUGAUGAAUGCUGGAUCUCCCUUGAGAAAGUCGAGGAAAUCCUGGAGCGUCGCGCAAAACUCUCCAUGGAGUCUUCUGAGUUCAGCAAUAUCUUUGGAACGCCCGGCUGGGACGCCAAGAUCCGUGUCUUCCUCGAGUGGCGCCGAGCAAAGUCUCAAGAAUCACUUCUCCACGACGCCAGUGGUGCAUUCAAAAUCGGCGCCGGUUCCCAGCAUCCUGUCAUGGGCCCGAACGAACAGCGUUCGCUUCAACAUCUGGCCGAUUUGGCAGUGGGUGCCGAGGGCUCGGUUGGCCAGAACGCUUCGACGCCGCCGCCAGGGUUGUCCGCCGAUCAGGGCGAGACAUCGCCGAACCUUGCGCCGCAGCUUGCGCAGGCGGGUGGUGGGACUGGUCGUGUAGUAGUGGACUUCACUAUGCUCACGAAGGAAGGUUAUCUGAACGUUUUCUCCGGUCUCAUCUACCGCCGUACUCGUUAA